GCAGCUCGGGCACAGGCAGCGGCCGCCCCCAGGGCCUCGAAGGCGCGAGGGUCGCCCGCGUCGUCCAGCCCUGGGACCAGCCUCCCUCGGACUCCGGCAGAGCUCUCAGACCCAUUGAUGUAAACUCUGAAGACCCCACAGACUGUGCACCAAGAAUUCAGUCCAGGUCCUCGGCAGAUGGGCGUCAGUAUUAUCUGCUAGACAGCAGAAUGGAGACCACACCCUUAAAUUCCCAGAAGGAGCUGUCAGUGUGUAAGGAUGGAGAAGACUGUCAGGAAAAUGGAGUUCUACGGAAGGCUGUCCCCGCCCCUGCGGAUAAGGUGGAAUCUGGCCACAUCUCCAAUGGGUACUCAGCGGUUCCGAGCCCCAGUGCAGGAGAUGACACUCAGCACUCUGUCCCAGCUGCCACCACCGCCCUAGUGGCUGAGGUUCACCAAGAGGAACGGGAGACCUGGGGCAAGAAGGGGGAUUUCCUCCUGUCGGUCAUUGGCUAUGCUGUGGACCUGGGCAACGUCUGGCGCUUCCCCUACAUAUGUUACCAGAAUGGAGGGGGGGCAUUCCUUAUCCCCUACACCAUCAUGGCCAUUUUUGGGGGCAUCCCACUCUUCUACAUGGAGCUUGUGCUGGGCCAGUACCACCGAAACGGGUGCAUUUCAAUAUGGAAGAAAAUCUGCCCUAUGUUCAAAGGGAUCGGUUACGCCAUCUGCAUCAUUACCUUUUACAUCGCCUCCUACUACAACACCAUCAUGGCCUGGGCGCUCUACUACCUCAUCUCCUCCUUCACCAACCAGCUGCCCUGGACCAGCUGCAAUAACCCCUGGAACACUGACAACUGCACCAACUACUUCUCCGAGGGCAACGUCACCUGGACACAAGACUCCACAUCGCCUGCGGAGGAGUUUUACAUGCGCCACGUCCUGCAGAUUCACCAGUCUGGGGGGCUCCAGGCCCCGGGCGGCGUCAGCUGGCAGCUUACCCUCUGCAUCAUGCUGAUCUUCACUAUUGUCUACUUUAGCAUCUGGAAAGGUGUCAAAACAUCUGGCAAGGUGGUAUGGGUGACAGCCACCUCCCCCUACAUCAUCCUGUUGAUCCUGCUGGUGAGGGGGGCCACCCUCCCCGGAGCCUGGAGGGGUGUUUUCUUCUACUUGAAACCCAGCUGGCAGAAACUCCUGGAGACAGGGGUGUGGGUGGAUGCUGCUGCUCAGAUCUUCUUCUCACUUGGUCCUGGCUUUGGGGUCCUACUGGCUUUUGCUAGCUACAACAAAUUCAACAACAACUGUUAUCAAGACGCCCUGAUGACCAGCCUGGUGAACUGCAUGACGAGCUUCAUUUCAGGAUUCGUCAUUUUCACGGUGCUCGGAUACAUGGCUGAGAUGAGGAAGGAAGAUGUGUCCGAGGUGGCCAAAGACGCAGGCCCCAGCCUCCUCUUCAUCACAUACGCAGAAGCCAUAGCCAACAUGCCGGCGUCCACGUUCUUUGCCAUCAUCUUCUUCUUGAUGUUAAUCACACUGGGCUUGGAUAGCACGUUUGCAGGCUUGGAGGGGGUGAUCACAGCUGUGCUGGACGAGUUUCCGCACAUCUGGUCCAAGCGUCGGGAGUUGUUAGUGCUUGGCGUGGUGGUUAUCUGCUUCUUCGGGUCCCUGACCACCCUGACUUUUGGCGGGGCCUACGUGGUGAAGCUGCUGGAGGAGUACGCCACGGGCCCCGCGGUGCUCACGGUCGUCCUGCUGGAGGCCGUCGCGGUGUACUGGUUCUACGGCAUCGCCCAGUUCUGCAGUGAUGUGAAGGAGAUGCUGGGCUUCAGCCCUGGGUGGUUUUGGAGGGUCUGCUGGGUGGUCGUCAGCCCUCUGUUUCUCCUGUUCAUCAUUUGCAGUUUUCUGAUGAGCCCGCCACAGCUGCGACUUUUCCAGUACACCUAUCCUCACUGGAGCAUCGUCCUGGGUUACUGCAUAGGCACUUCGUCUUUCCUCUGCGUCCCCACAUACAUAACCUACCGGCUGAUCGUCACUCCGGGGACACUGAAGGAGCGUAUUAUGAAAGGUAUCAGUCCAGAAACAACAACAGAAAUACCCCACGGAGACAUCCACUUGAAUGCCGUUUAAAACGCUUCAGUGAGAGGACAGUGGCUUCCUCCAGCUCUGACUAGUCACCGCCUUCUCUGAAUGACUUUCCAGCACGCCUGACAGUGGAAGGGCCUUCUUCAUAGAGACAGUCUCAAAAGACUGGUGCCCAGACUCUCAUGGCCGCCAGCCGCUGCUUUCAGUGAAACCUCCCGGACGUAUUUCCAUGUCAGACUCUAUGAUGCAGCUGAACGGGACGGUUUGGGAUGCGUGAGGGUGUGUCUGAAGGUGAUGAAAACCACCCUAUAAUGUUAGGAUUAGGUUUAGAAUCAAGUCUGUGAACAUCUCCUAUAUCAUUUCUCGUCAUGAUCAUUGGUAUCUGACAUCUGUUUGUUCAUGGAUGCAUAAACCAUGCAGGAGAAAACAGGGAUGCUGUCUUGCUAGCCAUAUAUUUUCUGAGUAGCAUAGAAUUCCAUAGCUGGAUCUACUAGACCCCUGUAACCCAUGUGCUGCUGUGGAGUCAGGAGAGAAAAAUGUUUAAGAAACUAAACUGAAAAACCAUGUGUACAUGUGAGCGUGUGUCUGUGUGUACCGAAGUUUCAGUGUAUCCUUAUCUCUAUUCCAAUACUUUGGGCCCAUUACAAACUCUAUGAAUUUCCUCUUCUCUUUCUUACAUUAACCAAUUCUACCUACUCACAUGUGUGUGUGUGUUAUUAUUUGAAGAGUAUAAUUACUACCACGUGCUCUGCCACCUUCUAUUCCGGGGACACUGCUUGAGCCCACACAGCUUUCUUCAUGGGCCGCUUCCUGUCUCUUUCCGCUAAACAUUUAGGAUAAUGUUCCACAGGCAAAGCUGGCCUGUUGCAUUAGUCACUGCAGCUUGACCGUGAACUGCUUUGAAGAUGGAUAUCGACAAAAGCACCUUCGGUGUUCAGGUGGCUAUCUGAUUUCGGCUCUGUAUACUUCGCGUGACUUGAGUUGGGCAGUUGAAGUUACUUUAUGAAGAGAGGAUAAAUCCAGUUCUCGUUUCUAGGGUGCAGAGCUUUGGCACCGUGACCUAAACCCAGGUCAUCCUCAAUCCAAAAGUAAUUAGAGAGUAGCCUUAAAUGGACGCUCCCCGCACCCCCACCCCUUGAUCCUUCCUGGUUGACUACCAGGAUUGUGAGCCCUCCAGAUAAUUUUCAAGAUUUGAGUGUAAGUAAAUAAGGCUCAUUGGGAAAGGGUCAGUUAAAUGAAUAACCUUUCAAAUUCUACAUCUAGCCCUUAAUACAGAUUGAGUAAGGUUGACCUCUCACAUGCAUGAGUAAAGAAGCAAAUUUUACCUUGUGUGAGAUUUCCUCAUCAAAAUCUUAAAGGGAAUAAAGCCUAGUCAAUGAUAAACAACCCAGUUCCAUAUCACUUCAGUCCUAUAUAUAAAUCACAAUUACUUCUAACCCUUUAAGAAAGAAGAUCCAUAUAGCAGAGGCCUGGGUUUGUUUGGUUUU
Molecule: messenger RNA, 3544 nt
Organism: Molossus molossus (Pallas's mastiff bat)
Lineage: Eukaryota; Metazoa; Chordata; Mammalia; Chiroptera; Molossidae
Gene: SLC6A4
Product: solute carrier family 6 member 4
Exons: 14
Coding region: 210-2102 (630 amino acids)
Biological process (GO): sodium ion transmembrane transport; serotonin uptake
Cellular component (GO): neuron projection; plasma membrane
Molecular function (GO): serotonin binding; serotonin:sodium:chloride symporter activity
Source: RefSeq, a predicted model, not a curated record